AUGGAUCAGGCAAGACUGUACACGAUCAUUGAAUGUCUUAAAUAUGCUACGACGGGCGACCUUCCGCCCAAUAGCAAAGGUGGCGCUUUUAUACAUGACCCAAAGCUAUGCGGUGCGAAGGAAGUUUUGGCUCAGGUGAAACUGGCCUUCAAAGCAACUUCCAAUGCAAAGAUGGUCGUCACGCGAAGCCUACAACUAACAGUGAAGAAAUCGACCCGCGAGCAAAAGACCCUGGAAGGCCAGUUACUAAUGGUGAAAGAUGGCGAAAGAACUGCCAUUUCCUCUCGAGUAGCCGAGCUAGACCAGAUUAUGCCACAAUAUCUCGGAGUUUCAAAGGCAAUCCUGGAUAAUGUCAUAUUUUGCCAUCAGGACGAGAGUCUCUGGCCAAUGAGUGAACCGUCUGUGCUUAAAAAGAAAUUCGAUGAAAUAUUCGAAGCACAGAAGUACACAAAAGCCAUUGAUAACAUUGGCGCUUUGCGAAAGAAGCAAAAUGAGGAACUUGCUAAAUACAAGAUCAUAGAACAAUAUGCUCGAGAGGAUAAGGACAAAGCCGAUAAGGCGGAGAAAAGAUCAAUUGUCCUCCAGGAGGCAAUAGAAAAACUUCGUACUGAAAGUCAUGAUCUUUCUAAUCAAAUGAGACGGGCCGCAGAAUUGGCAGAUAAAGCUUGGAAGGAGUCCGAAAGUUUUGCCGAAGUCCUUGGUGCUUUAGAAGGGAAGCGUAUUGAAGCCAAAAGCAUUCAAACCAGCAUCUUCAAUCUUAAGCAGCAUCUUGUUGAAGUUGACGAGUCGGAGGAAUGGCUCGAAUCAUCCCUAGAGCAAUUCGAGUCUCGACAGGAAGAGUACCGAGAACAGGAAGAUACGUUCAAGGAGAAGUACUUGGAGCUGAAAGAAAAUAUUGAAGGUAAUAGACGCCGGCUGGGCCUGAAGCAAGCUGAGCUUGGUAAGCAUGAAAAUGAUAAAGCUCAGUUUGAACGACAGAUGGAAAGACGCGGCAAACUUAUAAGAGAUAUCGCCCGCCAAAACAAUCUUCGUGGAUUCGAAGGUAGCCUGAACGAUACUGAGAUCAAUGACUUUCAGCAACGAAUCCAAAGGCUUUCUAAAGACAAAAAUCAAGCUCUAGAUAGAGCGAAGAGAGACACACAGACAGAAACACGAGAAGCACAGGGUAUAAUAAAUCAACUAGGCCAACGAAAAUCUGCUCUCCAAGAGGCUAAAAAUGCUGCCAGACGGCAGAUAUCACAAAAUGAUAAAGAGGCUGAUUCCUGCCAGAAGCGCCUUAACGAAAUUAAUGUUGACGAGGGAAAAGUGACGCUUCUCGAGUCCAAAGUACGGGAAACGGAGCAAGACUUACAAAAAGCUAAAGAGAACGCGAACAACUCCUCCUGGGACAAGGAUCUUCAGGCUAAAAAUGCAGAACUCCGCUCGCUAGAGGAAGAGGCGUCAGCUUUGAAUACAGAGUUGAUAGAAAACACCAGGAAAGCUGGUGAUCUUGCUCGCCUUGACCACCUGAAAAAGGAGCUUAAGGAUAGAGAACGGAGCUUGGAAACGAUGACAGGUGCCCAUGGCGACAGGAUAUCACAGCUCAUUGGUUCAACUUGGAGUCUUUCAAGCAUCGAACAAGAGUAUGAUUCAGUCCUGAAUAACUCUUCUUCAGCCUUAAUCAAGGCAGAGCGUGAGCGAGAUGCCACCAGCAGGGAGCUAGAGUAUGUUGAUAUCACGCUAAAGAAUGCCCGAAAAUCUCUUCAGCAACAUAGGCAAGAAUUAAAUGACUGCAUUGAAAAAAUCCAUGAGGCAAUAGAUGGCGAUCCGGAAGAAUACUUAGAUGUUGUCAAGCAAAGGCAAGAACAGCUUGAUUUGGCCAGAAAAGAUAUGGACCAAUAUGCAGGUCUCGGAGAGUAUCUUAGCAAGUGUCUUGACGCAGCACAGGAUAAGAAAGUCUGCCGUACAUGUGGUCGUGGUUUCAGGACAGAAAAAGAAGCCAAUGAAUUCGAAGCUAAACUUAGGGCUUUGGUGAAGAAGGCAACGAUGAAUGCAGAUGACGAAAGCAUUCAUCUAUUGGAAGAGGCUCUAGAGACGGCAAGGAAUUCAAGUACAUUCUACGAUACGUGGGGACGUCUUUCCAAUACAACGAUCCCCGAAACCGAGAAAGAAAUCACCAACCUUGAGUCACAACGGGAGCAAUUCCUAGCAAAAGCCGAGGAGCAUGAUGUGAUAGUAAGCCAGAACAGUGAAUCUAAGAGGGAUAUCGAGUCUUUAUCGAAGAUCAUUACCACCGUCGUUAAAUAUUAUGCUGAAAUUAAAACUCUAAAAACCCAAAUCCAAACCCUCUCUAUAAAGCAGCAAGAGUCAGGGGCCUCGAGAACGCUAGAGGACAUUCAGGAUACGCUGGCAACGAUUGGAGAAGAAUGCCGUGAGUUAAAGAGGGUGAUCAACAAAACUACAAACGAAAAGGAGCAAUCUAGAUCUGAAAUUACUCGGCUAGAACUUCAUCUUCGUGAUGUACGCAGCGAGUUCAAUGAUGCCAAGUUCCACCUAGAAAAAAAAGCCUCCAUCGAGGCUCGACUGGAAGAAUACCGCAGCCUUAACGCAAAACAGCGUGAUGAUAUGGAAAAGGUGGAUCGGGAUAUUGAGGACCUUAUCCCAGAGAUGUCAAAAGCCCAAGCUAAGUAUGACGACAUUAGUUUGCGUAGUGAACAGAAAGAGCGGACACUACAGCAAGAGGUUUCAAGCUUGAAUGAUUCAGUGCAUCAACUUGAUCUUGCCAACGAAGAGAUUAUUGCGUAUAACGAUAGAGGCGGUCACCACCAGCUUCAGCGAAGCGAGCGAGAGGUGCAAAAUAUUACGACGGAAAUUGAUCAGCUGGAGGGAGAACAAGGAGCCCUCACACGGCAACUGAAUGCCAUUUCGGCUCGUCUGAAGGAUAGUGAGAAUACAAAACGCCAAUAUUCGGAUAACCUUAGAUACAGACGGGAAAUGAAGAGUCUUGAGGAGGUGAAAGCAGAAAUCUCGAGAUUAGAAGCUCAGAAUGCCGAUGUCGAUCGGGAUCGUUUCAGGCAGGAGUCAGAUCAGCGCACACGGGAGUAUAACAGCCUCUCUGCCAGGCAGGCUAGCAAGAUGGGCGAGAUGAAAUCAAAAGAUGAUCAGCUUAUGCAACUUUUAGCUGAUUGGAAUACAGACUACAAGGAUGCAGCCAUCAAAUUUAAAGAGGCUCACAUCAAAGUUGAGACCACAAAGGCUGCAGUGGACGACCUUGGAAGAUACGGCGGUGCUCUAGACAAAGCUAUUAUGAAGUACCACAGUCUGAAGAUGGAGGCAAUCAAUAACAUUAUUGAAGAGCUUUGGCAAAAAACGUAUCGAGGCACGGAUGUUGACACCAUUCUCAUCCGCUCCGACAACGAAAACCCAAAAAGCAAGCGUUCUUACAAUUAUCGCGUGGUUAUGGUAAAGCAAGAUGCCGAAAUGGACAUGCGAGGGCGAUGCAGCGCUGGCCAGAGAGUUCUUGCCAGUAUCAUCAUCCGCCUGGCACUAGCAGAAUGCUUUGGCCUAAACUGUGGGCUAAUUGCACUUGAUGAGCCGACAACUAAUCUGGACCGUGAUAACAUCCGUUCUCUAGCAGAGUCGUUACAUGAUAUUAUCCGGGCAAGGCAGCAACAGGCGAAUUUUCAGUUGAUCGUAAUCACUCACGAUGAAGAAUUCUUACGAAACAUGCAGUGUGGGGAUUUCAGCGAUUACUAUUAUCGAGUCUCUAGGAAUGAAAGGCAGAAAUCCAUUAUUGAACGGCAGUCUAUUGUUCAGGUGAUGUGA
Ophidiomyces ophidiicola is the source of this 3804-nucleotide messenger RNA. RefSeq names its product DNA repair protein rad50. The record is from RefSeq and is a predicted model, not a curated record. Gene Ontology annotation, molecular function: double-stranded telomeric DNA binding; G-quadruplex DNA binding; ATP hydrolysis activity. The transcript has 5 exons. NCBI's taxonomy places the organism in Eukaryota, Fungi, Ascomycota, Eurotiomycetes, Onygenales, Onygenaceae. Gene Ontology annotation, cellular component: condensed nuclear chromosome; Mre11 complex; nucleus. Bases 1 to 3804 code for a protein of 1267 amino acids. Gene Ontology annotation, biological process: telomere maintenance via recombination; double-strand break repair; telomere maintenance via telomerase.